Messenger RNA from Gymnodraco acuticeps, 1079 nucleotides. RefSeq names its product outer mitochondrial membrane lipid metabolism regulator OPA3 (gene opa3). The record is from RefSeq and is a predicted model, not a curated record. NCBI's taxonomy places the organism in Eukaryota, Metazoa, Chordata, Actinopteri, Perciformes, Bathydraconidae. Gene Ontology annotation, biological process: regulation of lipid metabolic process. Gene Ontology annotation, cellular component: mitochondrion.
CCGCGUCAUCUCUACGUGCCCCGCCCUACGCUGAUCAAGUGUUUCCGCCAAGAUGGUUGUCGGUGCCUUCCCUAUCGCCAAGCUCCUCUACCUGGGAGUGAGGCAGUUGAGCAAGCCUAUAGCGAACCGAAUAAAGGCCGGAGCCCGGAGAAGCGAGUUCUUUAAGAAUUACAUCUGUCUGCCCCCGGCACAGAUUUACCACUGGAUCGAGAUGAGAACGAAGAUGCGGAUCAUGGGUUUUCGGGGGGCCACCAUUAAGCCUCUGAACGAGGAGCUGGCUGCAGAGCUGGGCGCGGAGCUGCUGGGUGAGGGGAUCAUCUUCAUCAUCGGAACUGGCUGCAUGGUGCUGGAGUACAGCAGGCAGGCCGCCAACUCCCGCCACAAAGAAGAGGAGCAGAACGAGACCAUCAUCAGCCUACAGACUCAGAUAGCAGAGCUCGCUAUGACCACAGAGACUCUCGACGCUCGGCUCAGAGAGAUGAAUAGACAACUUGUGUCAUUACCUCUUCCCAACAAGAAGUGAUUCAAUGGGUUAUAUGCUACAGUAUGUGACGUGACCCAACAUAGUGCACAAACAUAGUCCUGCCAUGUGUACAGCUUGAUAUGCCCUUAGGUUGGGUGGAAAGGGUGGAUACAAAUCAGAGUGCUGUGGAUGUGUGCUCGAGCUGUAGCAGGAGAUUGCUAUGAUAUUCAUAGUGUAUUUCUGUGGUUGAUCGUGCAUGUUCAUUAUUAAGUUGUAAAUAAACAUUGACAAUAAAUUGCGAUGGCGUCCUUGAAAUGUAAUAUAUUUUAAAGCAGCUCCAGCAAAUCCCUUUCCUCUGAUUUCCAGUAUUUCAAUGACCUUAAUCAUUUUCAUGCUCCAUUUGGUGCUUCAAUUGUGGGAUUAUUUGGCAUUUUGUGCACUUGAUUGAAGGACAAAAACCAAAAAAUAUAUAUUGGGCCAAUAUCGGGAUUUCUUUAAGAAGAGGUUCAUGGACAUGUGGUGUUGUAUUUACGCUAUAAAUCCAUUUCAUGGUUCAUGUACAUUGGAUGUGAUGAACACUGUAAAAGGAGGGUGUAAAAUAAAAUGGUUCCCUGUC